AAAAAGAAAAAGAAAAUGUAUAUAAAUAAUAUAAAAACUAUAUAUACACACAAAAACGUAUCUGCGCAGCAAAUAUGAACACCAUAUUUACCCAUUCUUGGAUGUGAAAAUCAAUCCCCACGGGCCACACUGCCUAUCUAUAUUCUCUUUCACAUAAACACAUACUAUAAAUACUUCAUCUUUACCAUUUUUAUUUAUUUUAUUUAUUAUAAAUAAACAAUUAACAAGAACAAAAGAGCAGCAAUUACAAGCAAAAGAGGAAGAAGAGAAGAGGGCCCUUCAGCCCUCUGCUUCUCUAUCCAUGCCUUCCUCUCAGAUCUUCAAUUGAAUCCAUUUUCUUUUUUCUGGGCUGUUGAAUUUUUCGAUCCGUUGAAGAUCGGAUUAUCCCUUGCUGAACAAGAUUUCCGCCAUUUUUUAUUGUGAUAUUUUUUUUUUUACUUUGAGAUAAAAAAAGGAGGAAAUGGAAGCUGGGAAGUUGUUUGUCGGUGGGAUUUCUUGGGAAACGAGCGAAGAGCGUUUGAGAGAGUAUUUCGAAGCAUUUGGUCAAGUAGUUGAAGCUGUGAUAAUGAAGGAUCGAACCACUGGUCGUGCGCGUGGCUUCGGUUUUGUGGUUUUUGCGAAUGCUUCUGUUUCCGAACGAGUCGUGAGGGAGAGGCAUAUCAUAGAUGGAAGAACUGUGGAGGCAAAGAAGGCUGUUCCAAGAGACGACCACCAAAACUUCAACCGAAACACAAACGGGCCCCACGGGUCACCGGGCCCGGCCCGUACAAGAAAGAUCUUCGUCGGUGGCCUAGCUUCCACAGUCACCGAUAAAGACUUCAAAUCUUACUUCGAUCAAUUCGGUACAAUAACAGAUGUCGUAGUUAUGUACGACCACAACACGCAAAGGCCAAGAGGGUUCGGCUUCAUAACUUACGAUUCGGAAGAAGCAGUCGACAAAGUUCUCUUCAAAACCUUUCACGAACUCAACGGAAAAACUGUAGAGGUUAAAAGGGCCGUUCCAAAGGAGUUGUCUCCCGGCCCAAAAGUUAACCAUGGUUUAAGCAGAGUUAGCAGCUUCGUCAACGCUUAUAAUAAUAACAGUCCGGUGCAUGGAUCGAAUUUCGCCGAUCGGUUUACUCGAAGUGGAUAUCCGCCUUACGGGCUGAAUUUGGAAUCUGGGUUCGGAUCGACCCGUGUGGGGAAUGGGGAUACGGGUUUGGGUUUUGGAAACGGGGCGAACUCUUACUUCAGCGGUUCUUACUUCAGUGGUUCUUUAUUGAGUGCUUCGAACGAUUUUCUUGGAAAUGUGGGUGGGUUCGGGAGUGCGAAUGCUGGAAUAAUCGGGAGUGGAAAUAGUGGUUUUGGGAUCGGGAAUAGGGAGAAUAAUGGUGCUGGAAGAAACGGUUAUGUUAGAAACGAUGGGCUUUAUUCUGUCGGAAACAAUGUUGGUGAAGGGUAUUUUGGUAAAUUAUAUGGUGGUGACUCGUUUUAUACCGAUCAUAGUUGGCUUUCUUCGUCUCGAGAGUUUGAGGAUUCUGCUGCAGCAAAUGUUGCUUCUAACAAUUCGGCUCUUUACGAUGGAGGUUAUAGUGUCACUGCUAAUAGAGGAAUUGCAGCCUAGGAAAAAUCGAGUUAUGGACACUUGAAGAUUAUUAUAUAUAUACACGAGCAGAACCGAAAUGUAAGAUCAAGAAGUGCGUUUAUUUGAGCUUUUCGAUAUAGGGUUUUUUUUUUCGUUCGUUUCUCGAGAUUGGUUUGAUAUGUGACAUUGGAUUUACGGAAUUAUCGUACAUCUUCUUGACGUAAGAAGAAGCUGCAAAAACUUUUUAUCAGUAGGCUGUCUCAAUAUUCUUCUUCUAAUUUAAGGUUUAAGUGAAGUUCCAAAGUUGUUUUGGCAGACUGGAUAUUAUUAUUACAUCUUAUUUACUUGGCAAAGCCAUGGCAUAUUCCUUUAUUAAAAACUAGUUUUUUUUUCUUA
This is a messenger RNA of Erythranthe guttata (spotted monkey flower), 1960 nucleotides long. RefSeq names its product heterogeneous nuclear ribonucleoprotein 1. The record is from RefSeq and is a predicted model, not a curated record. Gene Ontology annotation, biological process: regulation of translation. Gene Ontology annotation, molecular function: mRNA binding. NCBI's taxonomy places the organism in Eukaryota, Viridiplantae, Streptophyta, Magnoliopsida, Lamiales, Phrymaceae.